UACGAGGAUGUGAUUCAUCUUUCGAUCACAUUUUAAUCCUUUUUCAGGGCAUAUAGUCUUUGCCACUGGCCCUUCCCCCCCUUGGACUGCGGCCCAAACAGCAGGCGGUCCAGCAGUAGAAAGAAGAAGAAGAAUCCUUUUUCGGUUCCAUUUUAUACGAGUUAAGUUGUGAUUAAUGCAAUUAAAGAUUGUAACCUUUUGCAACGUAUAAAAGGUCAAUUAGGGAUCGAAUCCGCUUUUCCAAUCGUGUCUGGAUGUGGACCGACCUGAGCACAAGUUGAACUUCAAAGUUGCUCCGGGGAAAGGGGUUAAAAAAGAAAAUCAGUACUGUUACAUAAUAUAAAAAUGUAUCGGUUCAUGACAACUUUACUGAUCCUGUUCUCUAAUCGGGGAGCAUUUUACGGAAGCGAGGGCGCUGAUCUUCCGGUCAGCAAUCUACCAAUCUAUAGCGAUGGCAUUUACUUUGAAAACUUGAAACCGGUCAAGAUUAAGGAGAGCACCUGGACCCUGCAGACGAACUAUGAGCUAUCGGAGUUUGUGGCAGAGCUAGAACUAGCCGACAAAAGUGUGGGCAAACUUUUGCAAGCUUGCAAGGAAUUGCAGAAGAAGUUCCCGGACAGCUGCCAAAGUUUGGGGAACAUAAUCGAUUUGACUAAUGAGUUGAACGAUUUCAAAAGUCUGCUCCAAGAACUGUGCCAGCAACCGCAGGAGAGCAAGGGACGCACCAAGAGGGGCAUUUGGAAAUCUUGGUUCGGUCUAAUGGAUAGCGGAGAUCGCGAUGAAAUUAAGGAGAAUUUCGAACGUGUAGAUCAUCAAAUGGCGACCCAAUCAUCGACGGUGCAACAUUUUUUCAACAGUACAAACGAAGCGCUGGCUGUGCUAAGCGGAAACCUUUUUAAGAUUGACCCAAAGAAACCGAGCACCAUUGACUAUACCCGUGAGGGUCAGCUGUUGAUGAUGGAUAUUCUGCUGAACAAAAUCAUCCGAAAGAAGGGGCUGUUUAUGAAACUGCUGCAAUCGUCGAGUUCCGUAUCAUUGAGUGACGAUAUCAUAAGCCCCAGCCGGCUGUUGAAAGAGUUGAUCGAACUCGAUCAGAAACUGCCGCAUUAUUUCACCUUUCCUGUAUCGCUCACCCUCAGGGAUGUGAUCAAGAUGUAUCCGUUGUCAAAAGUAGCGGCCUACAUUGAAGAUUGCAAAAUGAAGGUUAAAAUUCUGCUUCCCUUGGUUAACAAAGUUAAUUAUAUCACACUCAAGGGGACUUCUAUUCCGACCAUUGAAGAUGGAAUCCUCAAACUGUAUCCAUUGGAGAAUGACGUUCUGGUGUAUAACGAAGAGCAACAUCUCGGUGUGGUAAUGACCUAUGAAGAUUACAAAGCUUGCAAUCAUCUGCACGAUCUCGCUCUGUGUGAUACCAACCAUUUGGUGAAGAACCUGUCAUCGGCCGAGGAUUGUAUGGUGGUGACGUUUUUCAACAGAACCCAGGGAGAUUCGGAUUGUCGUGUCAGUCGCUUGAAGCUGCGUCAUCAAAUAUGGCUGCAGCUAGCCGAUCCAAACAGGUGGAUCUAUGCUGUACCGAAUAGAACCAUGGUGGAAGUUAAUUACGGACUGGGCUCCCGUCAAUAUUUGGAAUUGAGUGGCGUUGGAAUGUUGAAACUGGAGCGGAUAUGCCAUCUCAGGUCACAGGACAUUGUUAUUCAGUUCGUGCCGCAGUUGCGGGGCUCGGUCGAUGCCAGCUUUCUCGGGUUCAAGCUACCGGUGGUGGUAACCCGGGAUCAGCCGCUGCUGAUAUCGACCAGUGACGACAACAAGGUGAUCCUGGCCGGUAAGGACACGAGUUUGGCCCUGGAGGAUCGAACCCAUCCAAGUGGGAUCUACUACGAAAUGGGUGGCAUCUCACCGUGGGCCAUCAUUGGAAUUGUGUUCGGGAUCUUUAUCGGAUUGGCUCUCCUGUUCCAGGCAGUCGUUGUGCUCCGGAAAUUUGCUCAAAAACGUAACGGGCAAGAGAUCAUCGAUGACGGAUCGAUUUCUCGCAGUACCCACAACAAUUCUCAAAGGGCCUUCCUACCCUCCGAAGAUCCACCCGAAGCGUCAGCUCCUCCCUUCUACAAUUUCCAACGGUAGAGUGAAUUGUGAUUAAAACCUUAAGGUAAGAAUUCAAUAAUUUUUUUUUGCUUUUACAACAUUACGAAGUAUUUGUUGCGAUUUGAAAACAUCUCAGUGAAAUUUUUAGGUUGAUUCGUGAAUGCUUUUAGGAGUAGAUCAUCGAUUGCAAUCUGGUGUUGUAAACUUUUAAUUCGGCGUAUUCGCAUUUGAGUUUGCGGUUAAAUGAAACUGUUUAAACGAUGUUGAAACGUUUUUAAGUUUAGUAUACGUUUCAACAAAGAUAAUCAUUACACUAGGGUUUCACCAAACCGUUUUUAUUUUAACUUAUGAUAAAAUUUGUGCAUUAAAAUCUAAAAUUCAAUCAUUUAAAAUUUUUUAAAUAGGUUAAGUUUUCUAGUGUUCCUUAAACUUAUUUUUUUUUAAAUUGAAUAAGAUCCGGUAACGGUCGGCUGAGUCCUGUCAAUCGUUGUAACGGUGUUCUCUGCUUUAAGGUUUCUAAAGUUUAGAUUAAAUAUGAGUGCUUACCGGAUUAGAACAAAUUGAAAUAUCUGAACUGAUUAGAGUGGAAAAAAAACGUAAUUUUGAAGUGGAGAAAUUAUUUAUCGUGAAGCCAAAUAUUUAUACCUUCAUAAAACCUAAAUACUAUUUUAAGAAAAUUU
This is a messenger RNA of Uranotaenia lowii, 2762 nucleotides long. RefSeq lists its product as uncharacterized. The record is from RefSeq and is a predicted model, not a curated record. Bases 346 to 2121 code for a protein of 591 amino acids. The transcript is spliced from 5 exons. Lineage: Eukaryota; Metazoa; Arthropoda; Insecta; Diptera; Culicidae.